UCAUCGAAUCUCGAACUGUUGAAUCUGAUCUCUGAAGAUCAAAGUCCUUAUCUCUUCAAAUAUCAACACAUACAAAACCAAAUCCAACACCCCUUUUGUCUCUCCUUCUCUCCUCCCAACUUCAAUUCUUAAAGCACUGCAAAAAUGGAGGCUUUAACAGGUUCAAGAGUUUGUUUCCCCUGCAUAAAACCCCCAACAAUAAAACAACAACAUCAUCAUCAUCAUCUUCAUUUCAGAAGGCAACAAAGGUUGAUGCUCACUAAAGCCUCCAUUGCAGUCGAGCAAAAAACCCCACAAAACAAAGUUGCCCUUGUUCGAAUUGGCACUCGAGGAAGUCCCUUAGCACUUGCUCAAGCUUAUGAAACGCGUUCAAAGCUCAUUGCAGCUCACGAGGAGCUGGCUGAGGAGGGAGCCAUUGAAAUUGUGAUAAUAAAAACAACUGGUGACAAGAUACUAACUCAACCGCUGGCAGACAUUGGUGGGAAGGGCCUGUUUACAAAAGAAAUUGAUGAGGCCCUCUUGAAUAAUGAUAUUGAUAUUGCUGUCCACUCCAUGAAGGAUGUUCCUACAUAUCUACCAGAUAAGAUAAUUCUACCUUGCAACCUUGAGCGUGAGGAUGUUCGUGAUGCUUUUAUUUCCACCACUGCAGCUUCUGUAGCUGACCUUCCAGCUGGUAGUAUUGUUGGUACUGCGUCACUGAGAAGGAAAUCUCAAUUACUACAUAGAUAUCCAUCCCUCAGUGUAUUGGAUAACUUCCGUGGCAAUGUACAAACACGUUUGAGAAAGCUUAACGAAGGCUUGUGUCAAGCAACACUAUUGGCAUUAGCUGGACUAAAGCGCUUAAAUAUGACUGAAACUGUUACUUCUGUUCUUUCAAUAGAUGAUAUGCUUCCAGCUGUUGCUCAAGGGGCCAUUGGAAUUGCUUGUCUGAAUAAUGAUGACAAAAUGGUAAACUAUCUUGCCUCACUAAAUCACGAGGAAACUCGAUUAGCAAUUGCGUGUGAGAGGGCUUUUCUUGAGACCUUGGACGGGUCUUGUCGUACCCCUAUUGCUGGAUAUGCUUGUAGAGAUGAAAAUGGGGACUGCUUUUUCAGGGGGCUUGUGGCUUCUACAGACGGAAAGCAAGUAAUCGAGACUUCUCGAAGGGGUUCAUAUGCUUUUGACGAUAUGGUAUCAAUGGGAAAAGAUGCUGGAAAGGAGCUUCUCUCAAGGGCUGGUCCUGGAUUUUUUGAUCCGAGAUAAUCUUUGCAAGUAAGCCAAUCUUGUUGUAGCAGUAGCAUGGUGAUUUGAGGCGUUGCAGAUUGAUUCUGUUGUAGCAAUAGCAUGGUGAUUUUCUGUAGGCUUUUGUAGAUUUAGGAUUUGCAUCUUUCAAGUUAAGCUCAUAUGAGGAAAUACAAGUACUAAUCCUAUUUAUGGUUGGUUUACUUUUUUUGAUUUUCCCAUUUGUUGGUUUGAUUUGGAUCCAUUUUUGGUGUUCAUCCCUUCUUUUUUAGCAGACUUGUCACACUAAAAGUUUCCACAUUGUUAAUGGUUGGUUGGAGGAUCGGAGGUGCAUGGAUGAUGGAACAAUACAUUUGAAGUCCUUUCUAACUUUCAUGCCGUUUGGCGUGAAGUAAGAGGAUCUUCAUUUGAAGGGUGGGGAAUUACUCAAGAAUUUUUGUGAUUAUUUAUUAUCAGUGUAAUUUUCUUUUGAAAAGAAUAAUCUCAAGUUUCACUUAUCUUGUUAAAUUAAAUCUAUUAUCUGUCAAUUAUACAAGAGUAAUUCCAAGUUUUAAUAGUA
This is a messenger RNA of Beta vulgaris subsp. vulgaris (sugar beet), 1780 nucleotides long. RefSeq names its product porphobilinogen deaminase, chloroplastic. The record is from RefSeq and is a predicted model, not a curated record. Gene Ontology annotation, cellular component: cytoplasm. Gene Ontology annotation, biological process: heme biosynthetic process. Gene Ontology annotation, molecular function: hydroxymethylbilane synthase activity. The coding region runs from base 145 to 1242 and encodes 365 amino acids. The transcript is spliced from 5 exons. NCBI's taxonomy places the organism in Eukaryota, Viridiplantae, Streptophyta, Magnoliopsida, Caryophyllales, Amaranthaceae.